This is a messenger RNA of Jatropha curcas, 3126 nucleotides long. Its product is annotated as Tetratricopeptide repeat (TPR)-like superfamily protein. Lineage: Eukaryota; Viridiplantae; Streptophyta; Magnoliopsida; Malpighiales; Euphorbiaceae. Gene Ontology annotation, molecular function: protein binding; RNA binding. Gene Ontology annotation, biological process: RNA modification. The record is from RefSeq and is a predicted model, not a curated record.
GUUAAUAAAAACGACGGAACCAAUACUGUCUAAUAUGAGUUCGGUCGUUCGCUAUUUUUGCCCUUUUCAAUAAGAACGACAAAAGCAAUUGCACAUAAUGCUUAAAAACGACCCAAAUUUUAAUUCUAAUAAAACAGCACCAGAAACUUGCUCGAGCCAAAUCCCUGUGACAUGAAAUACAUUUCCCUCCAUUUCCACCGGUAACAAUUGCUAACGGUACUUUUUCUUUUUGUCCGGUUUCUAGUACAUCAAUGAGAUCUCUUCCAUGGCCAAGACGCCUCAAACCUCUCCUCUUAGCUUGCAAAGACAAAAUAUCCGUUGCCCAAAUCCACGCUCUCAUGCUCACAACUGGUUUCUCCGUCGAUGCGAACUGCACUAGCCGUCUAAUCGCAUCAUACGCGCGCAUUGGUGACAUCAUUUCUGCCCGCUAUAUAUUCGACAAAUUGCCUCAAAAAGGCGUGGAUGCAUGGAAUUCGAUGAUCAUUAUAUAUUCUAACAGAAUUAACCCGACUGAAGUUUUACAUCUUUACAACGAAAUGAUAACUGAGAGAGUUAGACCUGAUAGCUCUACUUUCACCAUCGCACUAAAGGCUUGUUCAAGCUUGAUGGAACUAGAAGCAGGAGAGGUAAUUUGGAGUCAGGCGAUGGAUUUUGGAUAUGGGAAUGAUGUGUUUGUUGGGUCGUCUGUUUUGAAUUUGUACGCCAAGUGUGGGAAAAUGGAUAAAGCUAAGGUGGUGUUUGACAAAAUGGUUAAAAAGGAUGUUGUCAGUUGGACUACUAUGAUAAUAGGAUUUGUGCAAACUGGGCAGGCAUCGGAAGCAAUUGCUAUUUAUAGGAGAAUGCAAAAGGAAGGGAUCAAAGGAGAUGGGAUUGCAACUGUGGGGUUGAUUCAGGCUUGUGGUUCUAUUGGGGAUUCAAGAUUGAGUCUUUCUGUUCACGGGUAUAUAAUUAGGAGAGAAAUAGGCAUGCAUAAUGUCCUCCUUCAAACUAGCCUUGUGGAUAUGCAUGCUAAGAAUGGACAAUUGGAGCGUGCUUCUCUUGUCUUCAAGGAGAUGAAAUAUAAGACUGUGGUUUCUUGGGGAGCAUUGAUUUCUGGCUUUGCUCAAAAUGGUUUUGCAGGGAAGGCAGUUGCAUUGUUGGUUGAGAUGCAGACUUUUGGAUUCAGACCAGAUUCUGUUUCUCUUAUCAGUGCACUUUCUGCGUGUUCACAAGUUGGUUAUUUGAAAUGGGGAAAAUCUUUACAUGGAUAUAUUGUUAGAAGGUUCCAUUUUGAGCAAGUUUCAGGCACUGCUUUGAUUGAUAUGUAUGCAAAAUGUGGAGCACUUUCUUGUGCACGAGCUUUAUUUUAUCUGAUAGAAUCUAAGGACUUAAUACUGUGGAAUGCAAUGAUUUCAAGCUAUGGAAUCCAUGGAUAUGGAAAGGAAGCUCUCUCACUAUUCCUCAAGAUGAGGGAAACAAACUUAAAUCCAGAUCAUGCAACUUUUGCUUCUCUUCUCUCAGCCUUUAGCCACUCGGGCCUAGUAGAAGAAGGUCAAUACUGGUUUCAUAUCAUGGUUAAUGAACAUAAGAUCCAACCAGAUGAGAAGCAUUAUGCUUGUAUGGUUGAUCUUUUGAGCCGGGCAGGGCGAGUGGAAGAAGCUUAUCAGUUAAUAGAAUCAAUGCACACUGAACCAGGCCUUGCCAUUUGGGUUGCUCUUUUGUCAGGUUGCCACAAUUACAGAAAAUUGUUGAUUGGAGAAAUGGCAGCGAAGAAAAUUCUCGAGUCAAAUCCAGAUGACUUGGGAAUUUAUGUUUUGGUUUCAAACUUUUUUUCCAUGGCCCAGAAGUGGGAUAAGGUAGCUGCCUUGAGGAAGAUCAUAAAAAACACAGGAAUGAGGAAAGUACCUGGUUACAGUGCAGUGGAAGUGAACGGCAAGCACCAAGCUUUUCUAAUGGAAGACAAGAAGCAUCAUCAAUGUGAAGAAACCUUGCAAAUAUUGGAUAGUUUGGAUAAUGAGAUGAGACCUAUCAGAUGCAACCCGGAGACAGAGUUCAUGUUUCAUGAAGUCAUACAGGAUUCCCCCAUUGUCUUCCCCGAUUGAGACGUCCUCCGUUUUGCCCAAGAAAGAUUGAUUAAAUCAUCAAAAAUUUGGAGUGAGAAAUGCAAUCAACUCCAAUUAGAUCUAUGCUUUUGAGGUUCCACUUUAAGUCCCCUGUUGAAGAAAGCGUAAUUUCCAAUCAUAUUAACAGCUGCUGCUUGUGGAGCUUAUGUUUCUGAUCAGAAUUAGAACUAAACAAGGUGUAGAAAACUUUCAAGACCUUAUGCCCUCAUUCUUGCAAUUCCCAUCGAGCGGAGAGAUUUCCCUAGAAGGCUAGUUGUAUUUAAAUUAGUUCCACGUGCAUAAGGUGUCAAUAAUAUAUUUGAUAGCUGUUAUUCCAAGAUCCCACCUCCCAUUGGUAGGGGGUUUUGCUGAGGACGGAGGAUUGUUUUUGAACUGGAACAGCAGGGCAGAGCUUCUAGACUGCAGGGUAAAAAGUGACUGAAGGAUAAAAAGUGACUUAAUAUUUGUUAAAUAAUCACUUUGAGACUGCAGCUUUGCGGCAAAAGGCCUGGAAGAUAAAAGGCCAUGCAAAUAAAAAGCACUUUAAACUGCUGUAAAAAAUGGACCAUCUUUCUAAUCUGAUUUCUGAGGCAUUUCUGAGGCAAGACUUUUGUUCCCUGGGACUUGUAUGACUGCCAGCAAUUAUCAAGCGGGAUAUAGGCUAUGACUACAGAUAUGCAUGUGCCUAAUCAUUCCGGAUCCUCUUUCAGAACCAAGCAGGAUUUGGCAUUAGAAGCUCUUGUGAGUUGAUGUCAAAGUGCUUACAGUCUUUGAUUUUCUGGCGCUUGCAGUCUUUGAGUUUCUGUAGAAUUUUCAGACGGGUGGAGUUCACUUCUGUAGUCAGAUAUGUUUUGAACUGCGGAAAAAAAAGGCGCAGAAAAAGCUGGCACGUUAGUGUAGUGAAGCAUUUUUUUUUUUUCAAGUAUCUGCAACACCAGCAAGUUGGUGUAGUGAAGCAUUUUUUUAAGUACCACGUCGAAUGAGAGAUUUUUCACUAGUGUAUAUCAUUUUGCAGAAACCAACAAUACUUUUUUCGUUUGUUUAA